Molecule: messenger RNA, 1173 nt
Organism: Rhinopithecus roxellana (golden snub-nosed monkey)
Lineage: Eukaryota; Metazoa; Chordata; Mammalia; Primates; Cercopithecidae
Gene: CEACAM20
Product: CEA cell adhesion molecule 20
Exons: 9
Coding region: 1-1173 (390 amino acids)
Biological process (GO): regulation of immune system process; signal transduction
Cellular component (GO): plasma membrane; cell surface
Molecular function (GO): protein tyrosine kinase binding
Source: RefSeq, a predicted model, not a curated record
AUGCGCCGAGAGCUGUUGGGUUUUGGCCAGUGGAGAGGACCGGUAGCUUCAGACUCCCCUGGCUCCCGUCCCCUCGCCGCAGGGGCAGGGCGCUUUCAGCGUGGCCCCUCUGAGCCUCGCCUCUCCUUGCCCAAAAAAGUGACCAUGCCAAAAGUCGUACCUUCAAGCCUGAACCUUGUGGAGAACGCCAGGUCCGUGGACCUGACCUGCCAAACCGUCAAUGAGAAUGUGAAUGUCCGGUGGUUCCUGAGUGGCCAGCCCCUCCUGCCCAGUGAGCACCUGCAGCUGUCAGCUGGCAACAGGACCCUGGUCAUCCAUGGCCUCCAGCGGAAUGACACGGGGCCCUAUGCCUGUGAGGUCUGGAACUGGGGCAGCCAGGCCUGGAGUGAGCCCCUUGAGCUUACCAUCAACUAUGGUCCUGACAAAGUGAACAUCACCAGGGAGUCGGCAUCAAAGAUGGUCAGCACCAUCGAGGCAGAGCUCAACUCCAGCCUGACCCUGCAGUGUUGGGCCGAGUCCAAGCCAGGCGCUGAGUAUCGCUGGACUCUUGAACACUCCACCGGGGAGCACCUGGGAGAGCAACUGAUCAUCAGGGCUCUGACCUGGGAACACAACGGGAUCUACAACUGCACAGCCUCCAACCCUCUCACCGGCCUGGCCCGCUCCGCUUCAGUCCUGGUCAAGGUGGUAGGUCCCCAGUCCUCCUCCCUGUCCUCAGGGGCCAUCGCUGGUAUUGUCAUCGGGAUCCUGGCUGUCAUUGCUGUGGCCUCAGAACUGGGCUAUUUUCUCUACAUCAGAAAUGCCAGACGGCCCUCAAGGAAAACAACAGAGGACCCCAGUCAUGAGACCUCACAACGCACUCCGAAGGAGGAGCACCCCACAGAGCCCAGUUCCGAAAGCCUGAGUCCUGAGUAUUGCAACAUAUCCCAGCUUCAGGGACGGAUCAGAGUCGAAAAGAUGCAACCACCAGACCUUCCAGAGGAGACCUAUGAGACAAAGCUGCCUUCAGCAAGCCCUGGAGGCAAUUCUUUCAGCCCCUGGAAGCCACCACCCAAACCUCUGAUGCCCCCACUCAGAUUGCUCUCCACUGUGCCAAAAAACACGGAGUCAAUCUAUGAGGAGCUUGUGAAUCCAGAGCCCGACACUUACGUCCAAAUCAACUCCUCGGUUUAA